Uranotaenia lowii is the source of this 2980-nucleotide messenger RNA. RefSeq lists its product as uncharacterized. Gene Ontology annotation, cellular component: nucleus. The record is from RefSeq and is a predicted model, not a curated record. NCBI's taxonomy places the organism in Eukaryota, Metazoa, Arthropoda, Insecta, Diptera, Culicidae. The transcript has 8 exons. The coding region runs from base 137 to 2953 and encodes 938 amino acids. Gene Ontology annotation, molecular function: DNA-binding transcription factor activity, RNA polymerase II-specific; RNA polymerase II transcription regulatory region sequence-specific DNA binding; zinc ion binding. Gene Ontology annotation, biological process: regulation of transcription by RNA polymerase II.
UCAUUUCAGUAGUUUUGAAGAAAACCAAAACAAUCGAAACGAAUUUUCGCAAUUUGUAAUCAAGACAAAUUUUGCAAUUUUUCGUAGUUAAAAUCGUUCUGAAUAGCUGCAAAUGUGAUCAAAAACUCCUUCAGGCAUGUCGCAGUAUGUUUGUCGAUUUUGUAUGCGUGGUACGGACAGUACCGAGCAUAUCUUCAAGCUCAACAAAACUCUUGAUUUGGCCGGCACGGUGCAACAAUGUCUGGGUCUUAAUGUUUCAUCGCCAACGGCACAAAUUUGCACAAAUUGCAAAGACAUCAUACACAUGAUUGAUGAGUUCCGAAGUCUUUGCCAACGAAGCAACGCGAUUUUCGAAGCAUUCCAAGUGAAAGCAUAUGGGGAACUGGAAUACUGGCGAUAUCAGCAAAGUAUAACCGAAAUACGCCAUUUCAUUCAGAAACAAUCGGAACUGAUUCCGAUUCCUGAUCUGUCGGAAAGCGAUUUCAAUUUGGUAGAAACAUUGGAAGAAGAAGAGAAUGAUCAGGAUACAUCGGCCACAACUUUCACAGAAGUGCUAAUCAAACAAGAACCGCCAAAAGCGAAAAAUAAAAAAGGCUCUAAACAGAUCAAGGAGGCUCCGGCAACCCCGUUCACGAAAACUAAAUCCGGUGUAGCGCUGAAGAUUGCACGCCUUGUGAGGGAACGAUUGCCGCAAUUUAUUGCCUCGAUCCAGGCGGGUGAUAAUUUUUCCGAAUGGACCUUCAUUUCCUAUCAACUCGACUUGGGUGAGCCUGAGUUAGAGAAAAUUUGGGACAACAUGAAAACCAACUACCGGAUGCAGAAAAGACAGCAAGAAACGGAACGAAGCGAGCAGGGUCGAGUUGAUCGAUGGAAAAGUAACGAACUGUUCAACCUCAUGGAUCAAAUCAUGGCGGGCUUGGCAGGUAUCGAAAAGGUAGACCGUGAACCUCAGGAUACCGUUGUCAUUGCCUCCACCUCGGAGAGUGCAAGCGAACGGACAGAUGUGCUUUCUGUUGAGCUGAAAUUGAAAAUUACUGAAGAAAUGAAAAAAUAUCCGGAAAUGUGGGACACAGAACAGGAAUGUUCCGCGACACGUCGUGAAAUUUUGUGGGAGCACAUGGCCACCAGCCUGCAGUUAGAAACUAGGACGCUUCAGUUGCACUGGCGCCGGAUUCGGGAAAACUACCGAUCCUACGUGCUUCGGCGGGUACGUGGCCCUGGCCGGAGGGUGAUUUCGACGGAUGAGCGUUUCAACCGGCUUGUCGAAUUGUUACAGGAGAUGUACGGCGAUUUAGGCCUCAGCAAGCAGCUCAAACGCGAGGAAGCGGAAAAGAGAACUGAAGCUGGAAAUUAUUCAGAUUAUGAGGAGAGUUAUCAAGUUGACAAACCAGAUGAUAGCGACGCAGCAUGGUAUCGCGAAGAAGAAACCAAAUCAAGGAAGUUCGAUCUACCAGAAGCAAUGAAAAAUUUGAGACGCAAUAGAUAUUCAUUCGCUAAAGCCAUUCACGAUAACGAAAUUCUUUGGAACAAAAAUCAUCCCAACAACGAUGAUCGACAGGCAAAGGACGACGCAUGGAAAGCGGUGGCAAAAAAUUUCAACUCCGAUAUAACUUCGGUAAAAUCAGAAUGGCACCGGUUGCGAACCUUCCAUACCGAAAGAUUCCGCCGAUUUAUUAGUGGACUUUUGAAUGAAAACAGCCCAGCCAUAAAACAUCCGCUCUAUCAGCUACUGGACAAGAUGUUUGGUAAAGAUAUUCGACUAGGCGUGAGAGGAGGUUCGCUAAAGAUGCGUCUACCACGUUCGGGUAAUGAAGAAGGCGAGAGUUCAAACUCAGCGCUGAUCUGUAAUCUCGUAAGCAUAAAUAAAAAGCCUGGUCGUAGACGGGGAAUAAAAGGACCGUUCGGAUGUUUGGAGAAUUGCAUCACGCUGGCUACCGAAAUAGCUAAGCACGAGCUUCUGUGGAAUAUCACACACCCGAAAUACACAAAUCGCGGUGAACGUGGUAGGAUUUGGGAGCAAGUCGGUCGAGAGAUUACCGAUAAUCAGAAUCAAGUCAAGGUGGCUUGGAUGAGAUUGCGUAAGUUCUACCGGGACGAAAAACUACGACGAUCUAACGCUGAACCGACUCCAGAAAUGGGAAAAUAUCACUUCGAGGACGAAGAUGAUAAUCGUCGUCUAUUCGAGGUUCUAGACUCUUUUCUGGUGGCCGUAACCGAUCCUGAGGACGGGUAUGAAAUGGACUUAGCUGGCGCGAAACAAAAAAAGCGCUCUGUCAGCGAACUUAUUGCCAAAAGGCGAAGCACCAUCUGCCGGAAGUACGCGGAUGAAGGUUGCAUUAAGGUGGUCAAGAAUGGUAUCGUACGAUAUCAGAAGGUGUGCGAAAUUUGUGGUUUGCAGGUGGAACGUUCCAGGUACGAGUUUCAUAUGAACAGACACAACGGCUUGACCCCGUACGCCUGCUCCUUCAAGGGUUGUGGGAAAUCGUACGCCAAUCGCACCACUCGUAACAGGCACGAAGUCAUGGAUCACAGUCAGGAAGGAUUUUUCUUCGAGUGUGACCAGUGUGAUGCAAAAUACAAGCAAAGAGCCAAAUUCGACUAUCAUUAUGCGAUCAAACAUAAAAGUGCGGAAGUUAGUUGCGAUCUGUGCGGCAAAGUUUUUCGACAUCCAAAAGUACUGACCCGUCACAAACGCGAUCACAAGAUGAGCUUCAGUUGCAAUGUUUGCGGAAAAAUUCUAGUUUCCCGUUACUCUUUAAAUGUGCACAUGCGUAUCCACACCCAAGAGAAGCCGUUCCCCUGCAGCCUCUGCGAUCAACGGUUCAUGUUGAAGGUCCAACUUAAAACGCACGUGCUCAAUGUACACGGGCUACACUUGGAUGCACUAGAGGCCCCCCAGGCGAGUUCUUCGGAAGUGGAAGGAAAUUCUAGCAGUUAUUAUGAAAAUAAUUAAUUCAACAGAAUCGCGCAGGGCUUAUCU